Scleropages formosus (Asian bonytongue) is the source of this 11096-nucleotide messenger RNA. Its product is annotated as unconventional myosin-IXa-like. Lineage: Eukaryota; Metazoa; Chordata; Actinopteri; Osteoglossiformes; Osteoglossidae. Gene Ontology annotation, molecular function: microfilament motor activity; GTPase activator activity; actin filament binding. The record is from RefSeq and is a predicted model, not a curated record. Bases 749 to 8521 code for a protein of 2590 amino acids. Gene Ontology annotation, cellular component: myosin complex; axonal growth cone; actin filament. The transcript has 46 exons. Gene Ontology annotation, biological process: intracellular signal transduction; establishment of epithelial cell apical/basal polarity.
UGAAAGCAGGGGCGCGCUUUUCUCGAGCGCGAGCCGCUGACUGACUGCGCUGCUCGACAGGAGGAGCAGGAGCACGGGUUCGAGGAGCUGUGUUCCGACGAGUGGAGGAGCGCGGAGGAGGGCGCGUUGGACGGGGGCUCUGUGCGGGGGCUCUGUGCGGGGGGGGGGAGGAGGACACCGCCGUAGGGGGAUGCUGGAGGAACAAAGCGCGCGGUGAACGGAACGGAACGGAACGGAACGGGGAUUAAACGGCACCUCUCGGGUUCUCUGCUCGUAAGCACGCGGAGUGCGCGCCCCCGCCGUCCGGAGGGAGAGGGUCGAGAACGCGCAGGGGACGGGAUCGGAGCAGCAGGGCAGGACUCUGCAGUCACUGGUUGGGAGGAGGGGACAACACUUUUAUGAAGAGCUGACCCGAGGACUGCCAUUGUGCUUGACACCACUUAGAGUGACGUUUCGGAGGGCCUUCCUGGAGCUGCAGAACUCCCCCGGGGUCUGCGGAUCUGUCUGCAUAUCGGAUGACACCGCAGCAGUCUGUCACAAGUAUACCCCAGAAGCAGUGGCUGUUUGGAAGGGGUGGAAGAUGUUGGAGGUUUCUCAGGUCCUGGAUCAGAGUCUGCAAUACACUCCUUUCAGCAGAGCAUCAGCCUUGUGUUCCUCCCUCGGAGCCUCUGGCUGCGAUGUCUUGAAGGGGUCGCCUGGGCACAUGGACAGGCGUGCUGCAAGUGCUGAUGGGAACUGCUGAUCCAACAUGAGCCUUCGUGAUGUCGGAGGGAGGCGACGCUUCGAGGACCCUGAGUUCACCCUGCGGGUCUACCCAGGGAGCAUCGCUGAGGACACCAUCUACUGCCCUGUUGUGGCGCGUAAGACCACCACGGCCGCCGAGGUCAUUGAGCGCCUCAUUGAGCGGCUCCGGCUGGACCGGACCAAGUGCUAUGUCCUGGCAGAGGUGAAGGAGUUUGGCGGCGAGGAAUGGAUCCUGAAUCCCUCGGACUGCCCCGUGCAGCGCAUGAUGCUGUGGCCGCGCUUGGCGCUGGAGAACCGCGUGGGCGGUGAGGACUAUCGCUUCCUGCUGCGGGAGAAGAACCUGGAUGGCUCCAUCCACUACGGCAGCCUACAGAUGUGGCUGUGUGUGACAGAGCAACGCCGGCGCAUGGUGGAACGAGGCUUCCUGCCGCCGCCGAGGCCCAAAGACCACGAUGAUCUGUGCAACCUGCCUGACCUCAACGAGAAGACCCUGCUGGAGAACCUGCGAGCCCGUUUCAAACAGGAGAAGAUCUACACCUACGUAGGCAGCAUCCUGGUGGCUGUCAAUCCAUUUAAAUUCCUGCCCAUCUACAACCCCAAGUACGUGAAGAUGUACGACAACCAUCAGCUGGGGAAGCUGGAACCUCACGUGUACGCGGUAGCCGACGUGGCCUACCACGCCAUGCUGCAGCGCCGGCUCAACCAGUGCAUCGUUAUCUCUGGCGAGAGCGGCUCGGGCAAGACGCAGAGCACCAACUUCCUCAUCCACCACCUCACAGCCCUCAGCCAGAAGGGCUUUGCUAGUGGAGUGGAGCAGACCAUCCUGGGGGCGGGACCUGUGCUCGAGGCUUUUGGGAACGCCAAGACGGCUCACAACAACAACUCCAGUCGCUUUGGAAAGUUCAUCCAAGUGAAUUACUUGGAGAGCGGCACUGUGCGUGGAGCCUAUGUGGAGAAGUAUCUUCUGGAGAAGUCCAGGCUGGUCUACCAGGAGCACAACGAGCGGAACUACCAUGUUUUUUACUACCUGCUGGCAGGGGCGAGCGAAGAGGAGCGCGCCGCAUUUCACCUCAAAAAGCCCGAGGAGUACCAUUACCUCAACCAGAUGACAAAGACCCCCCUCAGACUGCACUGGGACAAUGACUAUGACAGCGAGCCGGACUGCUUCACGGUGGAAGGUGAAGACCUGAAGCAUGACUUUGAACGGCUGCAGCUGGCCAUGGAGAUGGUGGGGUUCCUGCCUGCCACACGCAAGCAAAUAUUCUCCUUGCUUUCGGCCAUCCUCCAUUUGGGGAACAUCCGUUACAAGAGGAAGACGUAUCGGGAUGACUCCAUUGACAUCUGCAACCUUGAGGUGCUGCCAGUGGUGUCAGAUCUGCUGGAGGUGAAGGAGGAGAUGUUGUUUGAGGCCCUCACCACGCGGAAAACGGUCGCUGUCGGCGAGAGACUCAUCGUACCGUACAGACUGGCAGAGGCUGGGACCGUGCGCGACUCGAUGGCCAAAUCCCUCUAUAGCGCCCUCUUCGACUGGAUCGUGUUCCGCAUUAACCACGCGCUGCUUAACAACCGCGACCUGGAGGAAAGUGCCAAGAUCCUGUCCAUUGGCGUGCUAGACAUCUUCGGGUUCGAGGACUACGAGAACAACAGCUUUGAACAGUUCUGCAUCAACUUUGCCAACGAGCACCUGCAGCACUACUUCAACCAGCACACCUUCAAGCUGGAGCAGGAGGAGUACCGGGCCGAGGGCAUCAGCUGGCUCAACAUUGACUACAUCGAUAACAGCGGCUGCAUCAGCCUUAUCUGCAAGAAGCCAACGGGACUCUUCCAUCUACUAGAUGAGGAGUGCAACUUCCCGCAGGCCACCAACCAGACCCUGCUGGACAAGUUCAAGCGGCAGCAUGAUGGCAACAGCUACAUCGAGUUCCCGGCUGUCAUGGAGCCUGCGUUCAUCAUUCGACACUACGCAGGGAAGGUCAAGUACGGGGUCAAGGACUUCCGGGAGAAGAACACGGACCACAUGCGACCUGACAUCGUGGCCCUGCUGAAGAGCAGCCGCAGCGCCUUCAUCGGCAGCCUCAUCAGCAUCGACCCCGUGGCCACGUUCCGCUGGGCCGUGCUCCGGGCUUACUACCGCGCUGCCGUUGCCUUCCGGGAGGCAGGCCGCAGACGCAGCGAAAAAAAGAGCGGCCGUGAGGACGCCGUUCCCUGCGCUGCCCUCAAGAGCGUGGACACCUUCAGCUUCCUGCUCCACCCCGUGCACCAGAGGAGCUUGGAGAUCCUGCAGCGCUGCAAAGAGGAGAAGCACAGUAUCGCUCGGAAGAGUCCUCGGACCCCAUUGUCUGACCUCCAGGGUGCCAACACACUCAACGAGAAAUCAUGGGGGCAGGAGAGCGCCAGCAGCACCUGGAGCGGUCGUGGCACGAGGAGCAGCCGCCUGAACCCGUCGGGACAGCAGCUGGAGGAGGACGGCAUCAUGGUGAACUCCACCAGCAGCAAACUCCUGGAGCGAGCGCAGGGCAUCCUCAUGCGCAACAAGAACUACAAGCCCAAACCGAGUCUUCCCAAGCACCUGCUGGAUGUGAAAUCGGUGAAAUACUUGAGUGGUUUGACUCUGCACGACCGCAUCACCAAGUCCCUGCUCCAUCUGCACAAGAAGAAGAAGCCGCCCAGCAUCAGCGCCCAGUUCCAGGCCUCGUUGAACAAGCUGAUGGAGACCCUGGAGCAGUCGGAGCCGUACUUUGUCAAGUGCAUCCGCUCCAACGCGGACAAGCUCCCGCUGCGCUUCAGCGACAGCCUGGUGCUCCGGCAGCUGCGGUACACAGGCAUGCUGGAGACGGUGCGCAUCCGCCAGUCGGGGUACAGCAUCAAGUACAGCCACGAGGACUUUGCCCAGCACUUCCGCGUUCUGCUUGCUGAAGGCACCAAGCCCAACCAGCUCAGCAUCCAGGAGUUCAUGCGCAAGGCGGAUCUCUCUCCAGGCGGCUUCCAAGUGGGCAGGACCAUGGUGUUCCUGCGGGAGGCGGAACGCCAGCGGCUGCAGGACCUGCUCCACCGGGAGGUUCUUCGUCGCAUCGUGGCCCUGCAGCGCCGCUUUCGGGCUCUGAGGGAGAGGAAGAGCUUUGUAAGCAUGAGGUUGGCUGCUUGCGUGAUCCAGCGGUGGUGGCGAUCCUGCCGGCAGAAGCACAUGAGCGCAGGAGGAGGAUCCGACCACAACCGCCAGCAGGGGGCAGCACUGCAGCUGCAGGCGGUCUGGAGGGGCUACCGAGCCCGUAGGAAGUUCCUGCAAUGGCGGGAAGGUGCCCUGGUCAUCCAGAGGCGCUGGAGGAAAUGGCAGAAGCGAAGAAAUAGAGCCGCAUGCACCAUACAGACAGCCUGGCGUCGGCACAAAGAAAGGCAAAGCUACUGCACGCUAAGGAGCAGCAUCCUGCUCUUCCAGGCAGCCUGCAGGGGGUACCUGGCACGUCACAGAUUUAAGGACCUAAAAGAGCAAAGGCUGAAUGAAAAGUGCCUGAAUGGACAGUCGGGCCCAACACCAGAGAAGGAGCAGGUCCACAGCAUCGUGGGACUGGACCUCUGCUCAUGGGAGGACCAUUCAUACAAGGAGCGUGCAAAGAAGCUUGAGGCCCUUGGCACUUCUCUGGACAGCCUCCGGCACGGGCCAGAGAGGGAGGCUCACUUGAAGGAUGCGGGGCACGAAUGGGUUAGAGAGAGGUCCAGAACCCUGGAAGAGCCCAACCUGAAGACUCGGGCUAAGCGGGAGAACCGGAGGAUGAGGGAACUGGAGCAGGCAAAGUUCAGUCUGGAGAUGCUCAAGGUGAGGUCCACAGGUAAGGCAUCGCCAUCUGAAGAGAGGCAGUGGUCCCUGGAGCUGAUCCCGAAAAGUACGUCGUCGCCCAAGGGAGUCCCAGACAGCAAGAGUUUGAGCACUGAUCACCAUCCCCAAAGCAAGCCAGGUUCUUCAACGGUCAAGGAGGGUAGUGCUCCAGGAGAGGUUCCAUCAGACAGCCCGAGGUCAAAUGGUCCGCCAGAACUUCUGACCUCCAGUGAAUUUUCCACAAGCCCGAGGACCAAAAUGGAGAAUCUGGCACCUCUCCCUAGGAUAGAGAAUCACUUACCAAUCUUCUAUGUGCCCCCUAAGGUUCCCCCAGCUGUCGCAUCAGAGUCUACCAGCAAGCCUUGCAGAGAGAAGAAGUCGACCUCCCGUCGCCCAGUGGUUGUGGUUAUUAGCAUGCAGAGGGAUGCGCUCAUGGAAGACGCCAUGGUUGUGGCACCAGAGGUCCGUGAUGGUUCGGUGCAGACAGAUCUUUCCCCUGUCCAGCCUACAGUUCUUGCCCAAACCCCACCUACGGCUCCCUCCCAGGAUCAGCCUAAAAGUCCGUCCAGAGCUUCACCUAUAGCUACGCCCCAAACUCCACCUUCUGCCAUGCCCGUGGAUACUCCUCCAACCCCGGCUACGUUCUCGACAUCUCCCCUCAGCAACGACCAAGCCGUGCUGGAGCGUCUGGAACGGCUGCAGGAGGACAGCGAGGAGCAAAGACAGCAGCGGCAGAGUGAGCGGGAGAUGAUGGAGCAGAUCCGCGGGCAGAAGCUACAGCUGGAGAAGGAACGCGUAGCGCUGGCACAACUGGAGCGAGAUCGGCUGGAGAGGAAGCGGAGCGAAGCGCUGCAGCGCAUCCAGCAAAGUCAGCAGGCAAGCGGACCCGCCUUCCCUGGCCCUACCUUGGGAGCCACUUCUAGAGCGGCUGGACUAGAGGAAACCGGACCCACAACUUGCCAACUUCCAGCCAUCUCUCAUACCAAAGGGAGGGAAGUGAGCGCUUUGGGACCUGAACCCAAGGAGGGUAUGCUUUUGGAUACUCCCCCUAAGAAGAGCCACACCCACACUAUCAGCAUUAGCAUGACUGACAGGUCAACAAACAUGUUCUUCAUACCCAGGGACAACAAGGUCUCCUUCUCCAAGUCUGAUAAGGAUUUGGCCAACCAGGAGAGGUCCAUGGCAUUCAAGAAAGAUGAAGCCUCUUCAAGCUGCAGGCCCCCCAAAGGACUGAAAGGGCGUGAAGUGGUCAGACCAGGCCGUAGAAAGAAAGCACGCAUGGGACGGACGCGUUCGGACUUCAUGACCCGAGGUUCAAGCCUGGAGGGGGAGGGUGACAGGGAGUCGGAGGAAGAUGAAUACGAUGAGGUCCUCCUCAUACACUCCCAGUCCCCCAGCCCACCCCUCCCGGAGCAGGAUGCUGAGGGGGGCGUGGAGCAAGCUUGUCACAGUGACUCCGAAAUGUCUUCCUCGUUUGCGGGCGAGCAGAGAAAGAUGCACAAGGCCAUGUCAUCAGGGGACCUGGGCAAGGUGGACUCCCUACGAAAGGCGUCCCAAGCCGAUGGACGAGUUCGUACGAGGAUGCGCUUCUGGGGAAAACCUAAGCUGGGCGAGAAGAAGGGUCUGCGGGAGAAGUCAGCCAGCAUGGGGGACUCGCAGGAAGGAGACGGGGUCGAUGCCGGGAUGCAUGUGGGAGAGCGUCCCUUGUCUCCCCUGCAGAGCUUGGAUCUGGCUCCCGAGCGCAGCCGGGAGUCAAAGGAGAACAAGGAACCGUCUCCCAGGGCGAGACGGCGGCGCAGCGUGAAGAUCAGCAGCGUGGCUCUCGAUGCCGCCCCCUGGCAGAACGACUCGCUGCACAUGCUCACCAGCGUAGGCGACUUCCGCAGCAUGAUCGACUUCCUCAUGAAGAAGAUCAGUGACCUGGAGAGCGAGGACAGCAAGAAAGACACCUUGGUGGACGUAGUCUUUAAGAAGUCGCUCAAGGAGUUCCGCCUCAACAUUUUCAACUCGUAUUCAGCAGCUUUGGCGAUGGAUGACGGGAAGAGCGUCAUCCGCUACAAGGACCUGCACGCGCUGUUCGAGCAUAUUCUGGAGAAGAGCAUGCGACAGGAGCAGCGAGACUGGGGGGAGUCGCCUGUCAGGGUCUGGGUCAACACCUUCAAGGUCUUCCUGGAUGAGUUCAUGACUGAAUGCAAGCCCCUGGAGACCACAACUGGCAAGGUGCCAAAACCAGAGCGCAAGAAGAGGCGGAAAAAGGAAUCCGACAUUGUGGAGGAGCACAAUGGCCACAUCUUCAAAUCUACGCAGUACAACAUCCCCACCUACUGCGAGUACUGCUCCUCGAUCAUCUGGAUCAUGGACAGAGCUUGUGUGUGCAAGCUGUGUCGCUAUGCUUGCCACAGGAAGUGUUGCCUCAAGACCACCACCAAAUGCAGUAAGAAGUACGACCCUGAGCUGACCUCCAGACAGUUUGGCGUGGAGCUGUCCCGUCUGACCAGCGACGACAGGCCCGUCCCCCAGGUUGUGGAGAAGCUGAUCAGCUACAUUGAGAUGCACGGCCUGUACACUGAAGGCAUCUACAGGAAAUCUGGGUCCACCAACAAGAUCAAAGAGCUAAAACAGGGGCUGGACACGGAUGUGGACAGCAUGAACCUGGAUGACUACAACAUCCACGUAAUUGCUAGCGUCUUCAAGCAGUGGCUGCGUGAUUUGCCAAAUCCACUCUUGACCUUUGAACUCUACGAAGAAUUCCUCCGUGCCAUGGGCCUCCAGGACAAGAGGGAGGUUAUUCGAGGUGUGUACUCCGUGAUCGACCAGCUCAGCAGAACCCACCUGAGUACACUGGAGCGCCUUAUCUUCCAUCUGGUCAGGAUUGCUUUGCAGGAAGAGACCAACCGGAUGUCGGCUAAUGCACUGGCAAUUGUCUUUGCCCCCUGCAUCCUGCGCUGCCCUGACUCAAUCGACCCACUGCAGAGUGUGCAGGACAUCAGCAAGACUACUGCGUGUGUUGAGCUAAUCAUCGGUGAGCAGAUGAAUAAGUACAAGGCCCGACUGAAGGACAUCACCAGCCUGGAAUAUGCUGAAAACAAGGCCAGAAGUCGUCUCACCUUCAUUCGGAGGUCUAUGAAGCCUGUACUAAUCGCUGUUAGAUUUAUGAGCAUAUCUCGUGGCACCCUCCCGCCAAACCCAUCUAAAAAGGGCAAAGGUCGUCUACGGAGAGCCGCCUCCCACACUCCCUCCCCCCCAAUGAGCCCACGGUCAGCCUCCAGGGGGGAGGUGCCAGAGGAGAGUGCCGGUGACGAGGGGGUUGUGGGGUCUGACCUGUCGGAGCAGCAGCAGGCGGCCCUGCAGCAGGAGGAGAGGGUCCUGGCAGAGCAGAUCGAGAACCUGCAGAGGGAGAAGGAGGAACUGACCUUUGAGAUACUUAGUCUGGAGCUGCGGGCAUCUGAUGACGAGACCCUGGAGUCGGAAGCCUCCAUCGGCACGGCAGACAGCUUCGAAAACCUUCACGUGGACUCCGAGGGAGCUAAUAUUCCAGGGAGACCGCCGGUAGCUACUCGUCCCAAGAGGUCCGAUGGCAAACCGAGGAGACCUCUGAGGAAGCAAGCGGACUCCUUGGACUCCGUGGACUCCUCUACCUCCUCUGCCUCCUCCCACCACCAACCCGCCACAUACCGCUUCCGCUUCCGCUCCAGUUCCCCGCCGCAUUCCGCACCACCCUCGCACCUUAUCCGAGCUGGAGUGACCAGCGAGGCGGCCAGUGCUGUGGCGCCAGAACGAGAGGCGGAAGAGAGGCAGCAGUUCCCCAGCUACGCCCCCUUGAGCCCAGAGAAGGGGAAGCAGAGGCUGAAAUCUCCCCCGCGGUGGUGCGAUCCCCCCGAGUCCAGUGGUCGCAGGGGGGAGCCUGACUUUGGCUCGGCACAGCCGCUGAUGCUAUACAGCAGCAAUGAGUUUAUGGUGUGAGGCGUAGCCCUGUGUGUCCUCGAAGCCAGAAGGGGACGGGGGCCCUUAUUGCUUUCACAGCGUCCAUAUUCCGUCCACCCCCUUUGGAUCCCCUACCUGACCGCCAUCGUCCAUUACGGCGCAGGAGGGCAUCAUUGUGCGGAAGGGGCAUGAUCCACACCCGAGCAGAGGGGGUCCGGCUCCGUAGAGUCAGGUGGGGAAGGAGAAUGUUUUUUGGGUUCUGCAAAAGCCUGUGUGGUGGAGCUGAUGAAGUAGACGAGACGGGAGAGAACGCCAAGGACUGCGGCCGAAGGUCGGUUGCGCUCAGGUUUACAGAUCAGAACAAGGCCGUCAGAUCCGAUUUUAAUAAUGUGACAUAAAUCAGUGUGUAUAAAUAUAUCGUGCACUCUGAAACGGUAUUUAAGGCUCAUUAUUUAUACGUGAUUUUGGAGCGAGAAGCCAGUGGGAGGGGGUCAAGGCUCGUGUGUUUUGAGAAAGCCACUUUAAACCACUUUGUUCUGAGUUUUCGUGCUGCUUUUUGUGCUUUUCUUAAUGAAAAUAUGACCGUCGUAGCAGGACCCACGUCCCAGGUGUGGCCUUCAUAUUGUCAUUUGUCCUCUGUCACUGAUGACCUCCACUACGUGGCACUCGGCCAUUCGAUUCCACGGUGCAGUUAAAUGUGACGACAUUCGCACGGUUUACAAAUUUUGUCCCCCUUUCCUGGCUAAGGGUUUCCCAGAAUCCCUUGCUUUCUCCUGACACUUCAGUGUUGUAAUAAUCAUACAGGGACUUGAAUUUUUUUUUUUUUAAAAUCGAAUUUGUUUUAAAUGGUUGUUAAUGUGAUAACUCCUUGUACUUACUGUGGUUCACCGCCCUGCCUGUGUGUCCUGGUGUAACAGACUCCAGGCUGGACCCCGAAAACAAAGCCAACAAACAGACUUUGUUCUGCCCGUGGUUCUUUCUGGCUGUCCAGCUGUGUCCUGAGAGAGCACAGUGAGCGAAAGCUUUGCACCAGGUGUUGGUCUAUCCUUGGGGUACCACAGGUACCUGUCCUCGGGCCUCUGCUGCUCUGUGUCGGAGUCACAUGUCAGUGGUUCCGAUGACUGAGAUGGCACGCAGGGUGUGGAUCUGAAGCUAAUUGAGAAGUUACUCUGGACCGGGGCUCUGACCCCGCGGUGAUACUGCAGUGACCCCAAGGUAACCAGAGCAGAUGAACGCGAUGUCUCCCUCCCCCGCCCUGUAUAUUUUUUUUUUUGUCUUUCCUUCUUCUGUUCUGCCCUGCUCCGAGCAGGCAGCUGAGCCAAUGAGACAGGGUCUGAACGGGCUGCUGGGGAAAUCCAGACAGAGGGAAGCCUGAAGAGAAAGGCACUUGUUGUCUGAGUUUGAAUUUCCCCUAAAACUAGUCUUCCAACCGAAGUUCCUACAGCGCUGCUGCGAACCACUAUAGCAACCAGGGGAGCGUGAGCCUUUGCGUCCCGGUUUCCGACUUCGUUGAAGAGUGAAGCAGUCCGCAGCGGUGCCUGAGCGGACCGACAGCGUCUGUGCACACUUCCCUGAGGUAUCGCCAUCCUCUUAGCCGUCAGGCCCACGUGCCUGACGGGAUACUGUGACCCGUGCGAUAUUUCGGUGCGAACAGCCUGACGCUCAGCCAGGGGGCCACUGGCAGCUGAACAGGGCCCAACGGAUGCGCGUUUCUCUUGGGGACGGUCAGCUGGGGGACGCAGCCGGAACACACGCUUUCGGACCUCUGACGCAAUAACUCCCGUGAACUGCUCUUGCACCCGUCCUUUCUGCUUCACCGUCAUACCUACAUAACGCUAGCCUGGCUUAAAGGUGACCGGAGAUCAGAGCACUAGUCUGGCUGUGUUUCUGCGUCUUGCGUCGCCUGUCUCGCAACAGUGUCGGAAGCUUGCGUUUGCUCUCCUCCUCGGUGUAUCCCGAAGGUGGCGAUCCGGGGUUUUGUUUGAGGUCUUUGUUACUGCUGACCGUAACCCGGCCCUGGCUGCGCCCGGCGUUUCGCUGUUUUGUCCAUCAAGCCUGUCAUAGCGCUUAACCGUUGCCGAUUCCUCACUUCGGUGACGAGAUGACCGCUGCCCCCCUGCUGGCUUGGGGGACCGAGGCUGGUCAGACUCCUACUCGUUUAUCUGUGGUUGCCAAUGGCUCCCAAAGGCUCGUCUGCACCCCCAGCACACCGCGCAGAAGUGAAUGUACUUAUCACUGGAACAGCAGUCUCCGCUCUUUUCCUUUUUCUUUUUUUUUUUUUUAAAAAAAAAAAAUAAUUUAUGCUUAGGAGUGUACAUUUUGAAAUUGUAUGUUGUAAAAGGAUAUAUUAUCCUGUGUACUGUGCUAUAUAUAAAAUAUAUCUUUCAUUGUUUUAAUCGGUCACAGCACCUGUUCGAUGGGGCAAGGGGAGCCACCCUGAGCUCCGCGUUUCGGUGCGCGUGCUGUUUUGGACACGGUCGUAUGUAUAAAGUGCAAUUUGUGUAAUGUUUCUUAAGAAAAUGAAGAAAAAUAUUAAAAAUGUGUAUGUCUAUGGCUGUACAAACAAGUUUAUGAACAAAUAAUCUGCUUAUUAAAAACAAAGUCUGGAACACAA